AACCCUCUAAAGCCCUUUGUCUACCAGCAUUUCAAUGAUUAUCUGGCCGGACUCUUGUCUGAUGAGCACAUCGAGCAAGUAAUGGAUCAGACUUGUGACGAGUUCAUGAAGACCAAGGAUGAUCCGCAGCCCCACACGAGCAGUAUCUUUGAGGCAUCUUUCGUGCAGGACUUUUACUUCGAUGAAGAGCAGCACGCUCUAUUCCUUGAUCGCCCUGAAGGCAAGGGACGAUACGCAUUUGCUUUGUUCGUUGAUUUCUUCUCUGUGGAGGGAAAGAGCUUGCAUAGUGCUAAAGCAUCAUUGGGAAUAAUCGCUAUGGCUUGCUUGAACCUACCCCCCAAUAUUCGUUACAAGCCGGAGAAUAUGUACCUUGCUGGGAUCGUUCCAGAGCCUGAAGAGCCGAAGCUGGAGAAGCUCAAUCACUACAUGCGCCCUCUCGUCCCCAAUAUG
Messenger RNA from Phanerochaete carnosa HHB-10118-sp, 450 nucleotides. RefSeq lists its product as uncharacterized. Lineage: Eukaryota; Fungi; Basidiomycota; Agaricomycetes; Polyporales; Phanerochaetaceae. The annotation marks the transcript as partial. The record is from RefSeq and is a predicted model, not a curated record. The transcript has a single exon.